Messenger RNA from Exophiala dermatitidis NIH/UT8656, 1824 nucleotides. RefSeq lists its product as uncharacterized. The record is from RefSeq and is a predicted model, not a curated record. The transcript has 3 exons. Gene Ontology annotation, biological process: protein targeting to membrane; peptidyl-L-cysteine S-palmitoylation. Gene Ontology annotation, molecular function: protein-cysteine S-palmitoyltransferase activity. Bases 1 to 1824 code for a protein of 607 amino acids. Lineage: Eukaryota; Fungi; Ascomycota; Eurotiomycetes; Chaetothyriales; Herpotrichiellaceae. Gene Ontology annotation, cellular component: endoplasmic reticulum; Golgi apparatus.
AUGGCAGGCCGGCCUACAACGGCGCGCAGCGAGAUAUCGUCGGCCAUUUCAGAAGAUGGAUACAGCUCACGACCGCAGUCUGGAGCGGCACAACCUCCUGCUUUGCCAAACCCUCCAAGCUCACAACAUGGAUAUGCUCACUUGCGAGGCAUCACUCAGCCCACGAAUCGCUCGGUCAGGAGUUAUGUUCCUGCAUCAAGCACUGGCGGUUCAAGCAGACCACAGAGUCCUGCCAGUCAGGCGAGCCGCACUCAUGUUCCUUCAUUGACUGCACAAGGCUUCUUCAAGCCGAUGAGUUCGCAGAGACUGCAGGCUCAACGUUUGGGGAGACAAUUGGGUUCUAAGGGCGUGCAGCCUCCGCCAUCCAUCCCCGACAAAGCUGUGGAGGACGAUGCAGGCAGCAUAUCAUCCAGUAGACAGGGCCCGUUUCAUGCAAUGCCCAGGAGCCAUCGUACAGCGCCGUCGAUUACCACUGAUUAUUCGCAAUCCGAACAUCCUGAAACUGUUGAUGCGCGAUUCCCCGACUACCCUGCUCACCUCAACGCCGAAAGUCAGCCUGUCAACGACCAAGAAGCACAGCAACCACAGCGGCCUUCACGGUUAAACCUAUCGACGACGCUUCGAACCCCAGAACGCCCUCAGAAAUCACCACUCUCAUUCCGUUCAGGCUUGAGUCUGGGUGGUAAACAUCCUGGACCUGGUCAUCAGCCUUUGUCUUCGAAUGCAGGGUCUCCGCGAUAUCCUCUCAACUCCAACACCCAGAUUGCUACUCAGAGUGCAUUGGGCAAGAAUUACGAGUAUUUUGAGGGGAAUACGAUCUUUUGGCUGGGUGGUCGUAUUCAAAACGCCCGAGAUCGGCCCAUCAACAUAGCAACCGGCGUGUUGUUGGUCCUUCCAUCAGUGCUGUUCUUUGUCUUUUCGGCCUCGUGGCUAUGGCACCACGUUUCGCCAGCGAUACCCAUCAUUUUUGCGUACAUUUUCUUCCUCUGUUUGUCGUCUUUCGUUCAUGCCUCGCUCGUUGACCCCGGAAUAUUCCCUCGAAACAUCCACCCAUUCCCACCCAAUAAUAAUGACGAUCCGCUCGCCAUUGGCCCACCUACCAACGAUUGGGUUAUGGUACGACUGGCGACCUCGCAAACAGCAGCAAUGGAUGUCCCGGUGAAGUACUGCAAGACAUGCAACAUUUGGCGGCCACCGCGAUGCUACCAUUGCCGAGUCUGUGACAACUGUGUCGAGACUCUUGAUCAUCACUGCGUAUGGCUGAAUAAUUGCGUGGGACGACGCAACUACCGCUACUUUUUCACUUUUGUCAGUACCGGGACGAUAUUGGCACUUCUGCUGGCAUUUGCCAGCUUGGGUCAAGUCAUUGCCUAUCAUAACCAGAGACAUGUUUCUUUUGGGACAGCGAUAGACAAAAACCGUGUACCAUUUGCCAUGUUCAUCUACGGCCUGUUGGCGUUUCCGUACCCUUUGUCGCUUUGGACGUAUCACUUGUUGCUUACUGGCAAAGGCGAGACAACUAGAGAGUAUCUCGCUUCUCGGAGAUUCCCCAAAGCCGAAAGACAUCGACCGUUUACUCAGGGCAAUUUCAUCAAGAACUGGAUUGCUGUUCUAGCUCGACCCAAGACGCCGACCUACUUGCAUUUCAAGAAGAAGUAUCAAGAGGGCGAUCAGCGCUUUGGGACCAGGAGGGGUCGACGGCAGACGGAUCCGAUUGGAGAGGCGCAGAAUGGAGGGAUGGAGAUGAAACCCGUGCAAGGCACGCAGAAGUCAUUUGAAGGGCCGACGACGGGCAAGAGGAUCUUAGCCAUGGAGGCCAGAUGA